Messenger RNA from Carassius gibelio (silver crucian carp), 1891 nucleotides. RefSeq lists its product as uncharacterized. NCBI's taxonomy places the organism in Eukaryota, Metazoa, Chordata, Actinopteri, Cypriniformes, Cyprinidae. The record is from RefSeq and is a predicted model, not a curated record. The transcript has 2 exons. Bases 90 to 1082 code for a protein of 330 amino acids.
UUCAUCCAAUCACAGGCUUUCCUCCAGAUGUACUUCAUGAUCUUCUGGAAGGAAUAGUUCCUGUGGAGCUUUCUCUCUGCAUUAAGACUAUGAUCCGGAUGAAGUACUUCACUUUAGAGUAUUUGAACCAAAAGAUUGCAUCAUUCCCAUAUCAGCACACUGAUAAAGUGGAUAGACCUCAUCCAAUUCCCAAAACAUUUUUGUCUCGAGGAACGAUAGGAGGGAAUGGACAUGAAAAUGCUACUCUGCUCCGACUGCUUCCAUUACUUGUAGGCAGUGUAGUACCAGAAGGUGAUGGUGCAUGGACAGUUUUGAUGGAACUGAAAGAGGUAGUGCAGUUAGCAUUAUGCCCAUCAUUUACUGAUGAAACCUUAGACUAUUUUCAGUCCAAAAUCAGUGAUCAUAAGCAAGUACUUCUGCAAACGUUCCCAGAGUUUAACCUUCGUCCUAAACAUCACUACGUGGAGCAUUACCCCACCAUGAUCAAGUGCUUUGGGCCCCUGGUGCAUGUUUGGACAAUGCGAUUUGAGGCCAAACACCGUUUUUUUAAACGAGUGGUGCAUGACGCUCAAAACUUCAAAAAUAUUUUGAAGACAAUGGCAGUCAGACACCAACACAUGAUGGCAUACCAUCUUGCUGCCCCUUCAUUUUUCAACCCUGAAACACAAGCGUCCAGUGUUGACUCUGUUCUGGUUUCAGCUCUACCAGAAGUAGCUCAGCUACACAUCAGAAGACUAACAACUAGUGACACAAUAUACCAGACAUCAAAGGUUACCAUCAAUGGCACAGACUAUGUCUGUGGAAUGUUUUUGUCUGUCGGAGAGAGUGGUGGACUACCUAGGUUUUGCAGAGUAGAACACAUUUACCUUGUCAAUAGCACCAUUUCAUUCCUUUGUUCUGAUUGUGAGUCCUGGUUUUCAGAACAUCUUGGAUCCUAUGAGCUCUCACCUUCACAGACAAGUCUGUCAAUCCACCUAAGGUCUGACUUAAACGAUUCAGUCCCUCUCUCUGCAUACGAGGUAGAAGGCUCGCUUCUGUUGACACCCAAGAGAUUCAUACAAAUAAAACAAGCCAGUGCAUAAUGGCAGCUUUAUCUCCACAAGCCAUGAUCCUUCGUGUUGUUGAGCCAGACCGGGCUAGAAAAUUAAAACUUAGUUCACGACCAGCCUCUGUUGAUGCACUGAUUGCUGUUAUAAAAGAACAGCUGGAAAUAGACCUUGACUUCAGUUUAAAAUAUGAAGACCCUGACUUUGAUGGAAAACUUACUUCCCUCUCUGACAUUGAUGAGUUGCCACAGAAAGCUGUUGUGCAUGUGUCAUUUGAGCAAGAUUCCAGCUCUGUUGCAUCAACAGAAACAAUGUCAAGUGUAUCAUCCUCAGAACGUGGGAGAAGAUGGCCUUCACAUAUUUUUCCAAUUCCCACAUUUUCUUUUGACGUUAAACUGAGACUUCGGGAAGGUAAUGCCGAAUUUGAGAAGAACAACAAGCAACUUCAGUUAACUAGAGACAUAAAACAUGACAUUUUAGAAAAGCUAGCAUCUGUGAUGUAUGGCUACAAGGCUUAUCCCAGUGAUAAGGAGAUAGCAAUGGUAGCUGAGGCUCUUGUGGUAAAACAUCCUUGCUUGAAAGAAGCAGGAUCUCAGACUGGCUGGAAUGGGUGGAAAAAUAGCCUCAAAUUUAAGAUGGGGAACUAUAGGAGCAAGAUGAGAAGGGCUGGAUGUCCAGAGAUCACUGUAAAUGCUGGAAAAAGGAGUGCAAUGAAUCCUGACAAUGAAUCUUCACAUUCAAAUAUUAAAAGACCCAAACGAGCAGAAGUAAACUUUUUGCCCAACUUUCCCCAAGGAGAAAAUCCCUCAACUCUUGAACAGUUGAGACAGAAAAUUGUUGAUGAA